Molecule: messenger RNA, 2025 nt
Organism: Prorocentrum cordatum
Lineage: Eukaryota; Dinophyceae; Prorocentrales; Prorocentraceae
Source: the annotation of a GenBank genome assembly
CCUCGAUCUUCUGGGUUUGGACCCUGGCCCUGCAUCUUCGACCUGCAGUGCCGAGUGCAGUCGGCCAGUCCUGCUGGCCCUGCCCGACCAGUCCAGCCCGCAGUCCUCGUUCCUCGAUGCGCCCUCGAGGCGCCCUCGAGACGCCCUCGAGGGGCAGCCGAGGGCCUCGAAGGAGCUUGCAUGCGCGGUGCGUGGCAGUUUUGGCUCGAGGCAACGACCCGUCAUCGAGCUCGCCACGUGCAGAGUGCGAGGGCUCCACGAGGACGUUCGAAAGCAAUGUGCUUUCCCAGCGCCCUGGAGGCACGCUCCUCGGAGGAGUGCCAGCAGUGCGUCGUGCUGGUCGACCCGUACUCGACAGGUGCCAUGCUGGCUCCAGAGAUUGCCCGACGUGGCUUCGGCGUGAUGGCCUUGUGGACAGGCGAAGUCGGAGAGAAUCGCAAUCACAUCCCGAAGGCAGCCCAAGGGUUUCCAGAAAACUUCGUGGAAGAGCUGGAGGAGAGACACACUCUAGCAGAGACAGCCGAGGCUCUUUGCACAGCUGCAGGUGCGGUCGGUGCAGCUAUCGUUGCUGUCAUCUGCGGAGGUGAAACUGGGGUUAAGGUGGCCGAUGCGUUGGCCGAACACAUGGGCUUACGGGGCAACUCUACCCAGAAUGGCAUGGAGAACCGGCGCGACAAGAGUAUUCAGCAGGAGACAGUUUCAAAGGCGGGACUCCGGUCAGUCCGGUCCGCAUGUGGCAAGCAUUAGGACGAAGUUGUAGAGUUUACUCGCACCGAAGCGUUCCCCAUCAUUGUCAAGCCUGUCGAGUCUGCGGGAUCUGACGGUGUCAAACUUUGCCACACGCCAGAGGAGGCGCACAAUCAUUUCGACCUGUUGAUGAGCUCGCAGCGGAAAUGCGGCGCGCUGGGUGCGGCUGUCCUUCUGCAGGAGUUCCUCCGGGGCACGGAGUACAUCGUGGACCACGUGUCUCGCGGCGGCGAGCACAAGACGACCCUGGUCUGGGUGUACGACCGACGGCCAGCGAACGGGGGUGAUUUCGUUUGUUUUGGGCAGCAAUGCGUGUCGGCCGAUGAGCCCGUUGCCCAGCAGCUCAUAGCUUACACAAGGGGGGUGCUCGAUGCAUUGAACGUCACCGACGGAGCGACGCAUACAGAGGUCAUGAUGACCCCCACCGGUCCCUGCCUGGUGGAGGUGAACAGCAGGUGCCACGGAGCUGCUGGCUCUUGGAUGCCCUUGGCACAGGCAAUGACGGGCUACACGCAAGUGGGCGCCUGCGCGGAUGCAUUCCUGGACGCUGAAGCUUUCGACAGGCUGCCCGAUGUGCCCCCCUCCCCGUUUCUUGCGGCAGGGCAGGUGGUGAUGACGGUUUCCUUCCAGGAGGGCCACAUUCAGGCAGUACCUGGCUUCGAUCAGGUUCGCUCCUUAAGGUCCUUCGUCUCGCUCGAAGAGAACGUCCACGUGGGAGACCAGUUGGAGAAGACCGUCGACCUGUUUGGCAUCACGGGCAUGUGCGUGCUGGUGAACUCGAACGCGGAAAUACUUAAGUCCGACGUAGCGGCCAUUCGCGAGAUGGAGGUGGAAGGCUCGUUCUUUCGAUUAGCAUGACCUUACGCUUCAUGGAAGGACACGGUUACAGCGGUUGUCCGACAGUCGUUGCCACGCGUCCUCAGUGGACGUCGUGACCUGAAUUGAGCUGGACACGAUUACAGUGGUUGUUCAGCAGUCGUUGAUCCGUGUCCUCAGUGGACGCCGUGUACGGAGCAUUGGCACCGUCACCAAGAAUGCGUGCCGCCUUGCUGCUGUGCUUACUUGGUUUGAAUGGGGCAGCACGAGCAUGCCUUUCUGAGCGCGUCGCCCCAUGCCGUCAGCACAGACCUGCGUGCGUUGGCUCCGGAAGCGAAGAAUCGUACAUGUGUGGGGCAACCUUGUGCGACGAGCCAGGUGUGCGAGCCGUAUUUCCUCACAGGCCCCCGUGGGGCGCCUUCGACGGGCCUCUGGCGGCCUCGAGAUGCCCUCGCAGCGCCC